AUGCACACGACACAAGAAGACGCCCACCGCAGCAAACGACACCUCACCCAGCCCGCCAUCACCGACUUCUUCCCCAUAGACGAGACCUUCGACUUCGACGCACCCUCCCACAACGACACCACAACCCCCGACCGACCAACCCUCGCUCCCCACGUCCCCGGCGCCGUCCAAGCCGACCUCAUGCAAGUCGGCAUGCGUGUCCGCAAAAGCGUGCCCGAGGGCUACAAGACGCACGCCAACAAGAUGAUGGCCCUGCCCUCCAUCUCCACCACCAUGACCUCCACCAUGACCCUGACACCCCCGCCCACCAAUCCCGCCAACGUCGUGCACCAGCGCGAACUCCUGCCCUUCUGCGGCCUGCACAAAAUCGGCGGGUUUGCCGACCAGCCCACCACCAACAUCCACCUCUACACAGGCGAAGCCGACGUCGACGCCCGCGACAUGUGGCUCCCUGCCCGCCGAGACAUUCACACAGCCGACUCGGGGUACGGCUCCAUCCGCGCGAAUGCGAAUCCGAGCAAGAGGAGCUGGCACGAUGAAGACGAGCUGAGGCUGGAUCUGAGCACGAGUUCUUUUGCGUUUGGGAAGCAGGCGCAGAUCGAGAUCGAGGAGGUGCCCGUUAGUCCGUUGAGCGAGAUACCCGAGGACAUGAUGCCCGCGGUGAGGCAGAUCAAGCAGCCCAAGUCGAGGAGGAGAGAGGGCGAGGGAGGGAAUGAGCCGCUCAGAGUGGCGGUCGGGAGCGGGAGUGAUUUCGACGAGGCGGAUUUCCUGGGCUCAGGGGAGGUUGUCAUGGAUGGGCCCCCGCGCAAGAAAGUGCGCCGUGCGAUGGAAGAUGGCCCUGAGUCAAGGCCCGUCCUCAUUCUCGUCGGUGACAUCCAAGAAGAGUACCACAUUCAUGAGAACAUACUGCGUGGUAGCUCCAGCUUUUUCGACAACGCGUUGAAGAAAGAGUGGAAAGAGGGCCAAGACCGAGCUAUCGAUCUGCCCGAAGUGAACAACGAGGCGUUCAGCAUAUGGAUCAAAUGGCUCUAUUCUGGCAGCAUCUUCGUGGUCCGUCCAGACGAUUGUCCGAGUGAUGGAAAAUCGAGCAAGGAAGCUACAAGAUGGGGUAAUUGUUACGCUCUGGGCGACUAUCUCCAAGACGCAGACUUCAAGGACGCCUGCAUUGACGUGAUGAUCGAGCGCAUGCUCUGCAGUCAAAACCAAGCAUAUCACCUUCCUGCCAUGAUCUAUACUUGUUCGACACAGGAUUCAAAUCAUCGCACUUUCGUCGUCGACAUUUUCAUCAAUGUCACGGGCCGGACGGAGUGGGCCAAGAAUGUAUCACAGCCGCAACAGUUCCUUUUCGACGUUGUCAAAGCUAUUGGCCCAAAGCUUGGCUCCGGCAUGAACGAGCAGACUUACAACCAGUUCUUCAACCUGGAUGACAUUUGCAAGUACCACGACCACGGACCUGACAAGCCUUGCUACAAGACCAAGCCCGCCUAUCGUUUCUAA
This is a messenger RNA of Parastagonospora nodorum SN15, 1497 nucleotides long. RefSeq lists its product as hypothetical. Lineage: Eukaryota; Fungi; Ascomycota; Dothideomycetes; Pleosporales; Phaeosphaeriaceae. The transcript is spliced from 4 exons. The record is from RefSeq and is a predicted model, not a curated record. Gene Ontology annotation, molecular function: protein binding; ribonucleoside-diphosphate reductase inhibitor activity. Bases 1 to 1497 code for a protein of 498 amino acids. Gene Ontology annotation, cellular component: nucleus; cytoplasm.